Molecule: messenger RNA, 7106 nt
Organism: Ictidomys tridecemlineatus (thirteen-lined ground squirrel)
Lineage: Eukaryota; Metazoa; Chordata; Mammalia; Rodentia; Sciuridae
Source: RefSeq, a predicted model, not a curated record
CGCGGGGGAAGCAGGGCAAUACCUCUGUCGGGUGAGGGCGGACGGAGUCGGCAGCGACCUCGGCUGUGCAGCCGUCGCUGCCUGGCACACGGGGCGCGCCCUGACCCUUUCUCUUUGGGUAGGCUCGAGGGCGCGCGCUCGGUAGGGGCCUCGAUCUCCGGGCCUCUACCCGGCAGGCCACGGAUUCCCCACUGCCGCCAAGUGCGGGCGCCAGAGGAGCGGCGGCGCCAGAAGACGUGCCCCAGGCUCUGCCGGACCGGCUCGCGUGGCCGCCUGGUCCUGUGCAUCCGAGCGGCGGUUUCCCUUGAAGCUUUCUCACGAACUGCUAAGCAAAGCUUUGUUAGACCGUCUAGAUAAAGAAAUUGAGACACAGAGAUAUUAAGGAUAUUCUUUUAAAGAAUUAAUUGAAGAUGAAGGUUUUUUGUUUUUGAUUUUUUUAAUGGCUUUACAGAAUCUUAAAUAGUUUGACAUGACGGCAAAAAAUGUUGGUUUGACUUCCACAAAUGCAGAACUAAGAGGAUUUAUAGAUCAGAAUCUCAGUCCAACAAAAGUUUCCAGCGCCAACUCACCAACAAAAAUUUUACCAAAAACCUUAGGACCAAUAAAUGUGAAUGUUGGACCCCAAAUGAUCAUAAGCACACCACAGAGACUAGCCAGCUCAGGAAGUGUUCUGAUUGGGAGCCCGUACACCCCUGCACCAGCAAUGGUCACUCAGACUCACAUCGCAGAAGCCACUGGCUGGGUCCCCAGUGAUAGAAAACGGGCUAGAGAAUUUAUAGACUCUGAUUUUUCAGAAAGUAAACGAAGCAAAAAAGGAGAUAAAAAUGGAAAAGGCUUGAGACAUUUUUCUAUGAAAGUAUGUGAGAAAGUUCAGCGAAAAGGUACAACAUCAUAUAAUGAAGUAGCUGAUGAGCUGGUUUCAGAGUUCACCAAUUCCAACAACCACUUGGCAGCUGAUUCGCAGGCUUAUGAUCAGAAGAACAUUAGGCGAAGAGUUUAUGAUGCUUUAAAUGUGUUAAUGGCAAUGAACAUAAUUUCAAAGGAAAAGAAAGAGAUCAAGUGGAUUGGCCUGCCUACCAAUUCUGCUCAGGAAUGUCAAAACCUGGAGAUAGAGAAGCAGAGGCGAAUAGAACGAAUAAAGCAGAAGAGGGCCCAGCUACAAGAACUUCUCCUGCAGCAAAUUGCUUUCAAAAACCUGGUACAGAGAAAUCGGCAAAAUGAACAGCAAAACCAGGGCCCUCCAGCUCUGAACUCCACAAUUCAGCUGCCAUUUAUAAUCAUCAAUACGAGCAGAAAAACUGUCAUAGAUUGCAGCAUCUCCAGUGACAAGUUUGAAUACCUCUUUAACUUUGACAACACCUUUGAGAUCCAUGAUGACAUAGAAGUACUGAAACGGAUGGGAAUGUCCUUUGGCCUGGAGUCGGGCAAUUGCUCUCUGGAGGACCUGAAACUUGCUAAAUCACUGGUGCCAAAGGCUUUAGAAGGUUAUAUCACAGAUAUCUCCACAGGGCCUUCUUGGUUAAAUCAGGGACUACUUUUGAACUCUACCCAAUCAGUUUCAAAUUUAGACCUGCCCACUGGUGCCACCUUACCCCAGUCAAGCGUAAACCAGGGGUUGUGCCUGGAUGCUGAAGUGGCCUUAGCAACUGGGCAGUUCCUUGCCCCAAACAGUCACCAGUCCAGCAGUGCGGCCUCCCACUGCUCCGAGUCCCGCGGAGAGACCCCCUGCUCGUUCAACGAUGAAGACGAGGAAGAUGACGAGGAGGACUCCUCCUCCCCAGAAUAAAGACAGGAGAGAACUCACGUUCCCACAUUGAUGCUCGUGUGUGUUAGUGUGAGCUCUUGUUUUGAGAUGAUUUCUUCAGUCUUUGCCUUUGUUUGCACCGUGUGUUCAGUGAGAACUAGAGAAACACAGCCAGCAAGUUACUCGAAGGCUGAGAGGAUUGGAAUGUUAACAUAGUGUGAGUGAGAACUGGCCACGGCACUAGGUCCCACCCGCACAAAGCGCCUUUCCUGAGAGGGGGUAUGAUCCCCAGAACAGGCCCAGGAACAGGCACGUCUCCGGGAGGCCGGCUCUCUGUGGCACCCUCACCUGCGUAAUCAUUUUAGAAUUGAGGUUGCUACAAGGAGCAGCCCCAGUGACCAUGUCUCUCCCCCUUCCUGGGCUGCCUCUGACAGGCAGACACGAACACGCAAGUGCCGGUGGGGGUGGAGAUCGAAGUCCUGGUGGCCCAGGAGCACAGGUUAACUGCUGAACUAGUUGGGAGUUUAGUUGAGGUGCUUUUAUGCAUCUGCUGCCUUAGACAGCUUCUAGAAAGGAGCAAGCGCUCGUUCUGAAGUACUUAAAUGACAUUUAGAAUAAUUUAUAGCAAAACCGAAAUUACCAUUAGCCAAUGCGUCGGUGCAUAGGAUUUCCUAGGCUACUUCUGGAAGCCAAACUAGAAUAGCAUUUCCAUGUGCAUUAACCACUCUGCCAGCACUGCCUUCUGCCAGCAUUCUAAACCUGGGGUUCCACAGAGAAGGAAACUGUAUCAUUUUACUCAAAGCUGUGCAUUUCAUACAGCUUUUUCAUUUAUAAUGAAAGAAAGAAGCAAAUUCCUAUGACCAAGUUGCUUGCCUACCGCUCUCUGCAGUCAUUGUAUGAUCUCACCCAGUGUGCAAUUUGUGAAAAUGAACCAAAUGUCAUUAAUUUUGCCUUGAAAGAAAAGUCUGUUUCAAGAAUAUGAACAACAAUGUUUUCUUGUACAUGUGACCUUUUUUCACAUUUUAAUUAAUCAAAAUGACCUUACUAGAUUGGUUCCUGGGUAAUUUGCCCUUCAAACUAACCCAAUAUUUCUGUGCAAAUGUUGAACGCUGCAGUUGUCAGAUGCAUGGUAGCGAGGAGCGUAGGAUGGGAUUUCAUAGCCAAAGGUGCAUCCACUUCUCCGAGUGAAGAGUGUGCGAGGCCAUACCCCCAACCUAAUUACACAAAGAAUAGUAGAACUAACUCUUGAACACAGGGAUUUGUCCUGGCGUUGUGCACCUAGCACGAAAUGUGGCCCAGGUGGGCUCGUUCCUUAAUCCUAGAGGGCAAGUGCAGGCUCCCAACAUGCCUUUCUACAGCUCCACCACCAAGCUCACAGGGAGCUGGAGCUGAGAGCUAUGGUUGGCUAGUUUUUUGUUGUUUUUUUUUAAACUAAGACCUUAAACACUGAAAGGCAAGAACAUACAACUUUAGCUUAGGCUCCUUUGAGAUGAAACCCUCAUUCUGAUAGCACUAAGCUGUAGUGCAAACCCAGAGUAUCCAAAGGGCAGGAGGCCUUGGCAGGUGCAGGGGCUUCUGCCUUGGCAUGAGCUGGGCAGCACAACGAGAGCAUCUCCCAGGAGCAUCCGGGAAGUGCCAGGCCUGCGGGGGCCUUCUGACUGGAAGGCCUUCACCUGACAGAUAAGUGACCUGCGGUGUCCCUCCACAACAUCCGUGAAGGGGGUGCCUCUUUCUCUACUAACCCCCACCUUUCUCCUCUCCCUACUGGAAGGAAAGGGGGCCCAGCAGGGACCUGGACAGACCAAGGGCCACAGUUAGCUUUUUAGUGUUCAAAAUGUUGAAAUGCAGGUUCCAUAGACAGUCAGACAUUGGAGACGGAUCCAUGAAUCAUUCUCAUUCCUUUGCCAGACAGCAGCAUUCCCCCAGAGUCCUUGAGAAACCAUUUCCUUCUCUCCUGUCUCCGUUGCUGAAGUGCUUUAACAUAAAGUACAGGCUUAAAAAAGGCAACUGAAGACCAUCAUCCUCUUUGUCCAUCACUGGCUGUCCUGGCCAUGUGUGGUGCUGGCAGGGAAGGUCCCAGUUCUGCUCCUUAGGGAUGCAUUUGGGGCACUGCUGAGGACAUGUCGCAGAGUGGUGCCGUGGUACCAGUACACUCUGACGUGAGGCUCCCCUACCCCCAAGGGUCACUGUCUUCUCAAGGGUACAGUGACAUUCAGUUAGGAACUGUGCUCCAUGGAAUACAUGCAGCUGGCUCUAGGAGACCCUUUGUGGGAGGAGCCUCGCUGCCAGGGAACACGGUGCCCUUCAGGGUGCCCUUCGCCAUCCCCACUGUAGGUGUCUUCCAUCCACAUGCUCUUUGUGUGGGGAAAGCAGUUUCAGGAAGUUCAUGUAUGUUGUACCUUAUGAUUGUGGAGGGCUUUGGAAAGGGGGCAGGAAACGAGGGGCCCCCUAGACCUCAGAAGUGCCCAUUGCCCUAGAAAAUCAGGGGUGGAGGACAUAAGUUUUAAGUUCUUCCAUUUGAGUCUUUAAAGAAGCAAGGGUCGGGAGGUUCCUAUGUAGCUUCUGCGAUUUUACCAGGAUGGGCGGGGAGAGCACCUCCUGUUGGUAGAACUUGUCAUAACAGGACUCUGCCUUAUUUGAAAAAUAAAGCCAGGACCUGACCCCAAAAAGAAAGUGGCCCUUGUCAGAUAAUCCACAUAGAGACUUCAGGAAGGAGGGGCUCCCUGCAGCCCCACAGCCAUCUGUGAUUACGCUCUUUGCUAAAUCAAAGCUCUUUGGGGCUUCUUAGGUCACAGAGACAGCACAGUAUGUGUCUUAGGCCCUUGGGACACUGUGUGUGUGUGUGUGUGUGUUUGUGUGUGUGUGUGUGUUGGGGGCUAGCUGACGAUGGGAACUGCCUCAGCUGGUUCAGACAUAACCACACCAAGAGAGAGCAGUCAAUUUAGUUCUGUUGAGUUUUGUAAAUGAUUCAUUUCAAGGGCUUUUAUACUCAAGCUCCCUCUCUAACAUACAAGGGUUGUCUCUAGUCAAUAAAUCUGUGACAAAGACCUUAAAACUGUGCUGCCUUGGUGGUAAGUAUGGGGCAGGGUUUGUUCCUCCCCCACAAAAGAUUUAAAAGAAUACUAACCUUAGCUCUCAGCAGUGUCCAUAACCAGGAGUCACAUAGACUCACAGGCUCUCUUGGCCUCCCUGCCUUCUUGUUUGCCCUCACAACCAGGCCUUAGAGAGGGAGAGCGUCUCUGCAUGUUCUCUGAGUCCUUAGAUGUACAGAGACCUAACAUUUCACGCUGGAGACAGGAGAGAGAGCCUCAUCCAGCAUGUGGGCUGGCUCUGGUGACAGGGAGGACUGGACACCUGAGAACUGGCUUCCCAGUGAGGUUCCCCGUUUUUAUGCACCAAAGCCGUGUCAAGCACUGAUUGGUCACCAAUAUGUAUUUUUUUGAAGAACCAGUGUGUUUAAGGAGUCCCCACCACGCCAUUUGAAUGACUCAGAAAUGUGCCUUUCUGCCCCCAACUCAGAGUUGAUACUGUGUUCUGUUAACUCCACUUAAGCCGAACACUCACAGGAAAAGCCUGAUGUUUGCUAAGGAUUUUACUUUUCUAAACAAAUUUUUUCAAGCAAAAUGCCCACAAAAAUUAAAACAUUCUCAGGAAAAUAGCCCUUUUUAUAACCAAAAUAUCUCUGAAAAGUUAAGCUUAGUCUGUGGUUUUCCCGCGUACUCUAAUGGUCACAAUAUACUAAGGAAAACCCUGGGUAAGGGGGCCACAAAGCUAGCCCUUCACCAGUGUUGGGACGGGAGGGAGACUGACCAUGCGGCUGGCCUUUCUAACACGGCCAGCUCUUGUACUGCUCUCAUCUGGCCUUUGCUUUACCAUCCCUCAGUCCUGCAGGACUGAGGCUGUUGGGACCCUGUUGCAGCCGAGGGUAACCGGGCCUCCCUGCUCUAGCUGAAGUGCAGGGUUUGGACGAUGGGAGUGAACACCCCAGCCUGCUCAUGUGGGGACAGGAACACCGAGCACUCAGCUUGCCCGUGUCCCUCAGCCUCAGUGCGAUCUCACAAAACCCCUGGCUGCCACUUUCUUCCCUGAAGGGUCCUUGCCUUCACUGCAGUCCUUCCAGAGGGCUCUGGAUUAGCUUCAGUCCUGUGUCACCAAGUGCCAAGGAGCAGAAGUGAGACCUCCCCCAGCCCAGCAUGCACUGUGAGCUUGGGGUCUCUGACUCGGGCCCAGAGUUGGCAGUGGCAGCCAGGGAGAGGCGUUCCCCCAAGGAGACCCUCCAGGCCGGGCCGUGGUGGGGCCUGGGGUAAAGCUGCCAGCUGAGCCUCUGGGCCACUGGUUUCUUUCCAUCCCAUCUGUCACAGCAGUGUGAGGCUAUCUCCCCACCCCGAUCAUGUUUGGGUUUUAAAAGCCGCCCCUCAUCCUGGUCCCCAUGCCAGGCAUUAUUAAUUACAAAUGGCCUGAUAAUGUAGCUUGUUCAGACCGGAGGCAGAUCAUCCUGAGGUCUCUUGAUCUGGCAGCUUUCCUAAGAUGUGUCUCUGGGCAAGCUGCGGCUCUAUUUCAUCCACUCAUACCAAGAAGGUUCAUCCCUCCGGUGUCCUGAGAAGUGGACCAACCAGGUGACCCAGUGCAGUGCUGCCCAGGAGGUCUGGGCUUCAGGGACUGUCCCAAUACCUGGUUCCUCCACGUGAUUUGUUGUCAACAUACAUGACCUUGGACCUUGACUCUGAACCCAAAUCACCUUUUCUUCACCCUUUAAUUUGAAGAUGCUUUGUUCUGAUCAUGUGCUAUUAGGUUUUAUUCCCAGAAAAAUAUGGUUCUGCUUUUUUCUGCAUGAAGGAUAUACCAUGGUGCCACACGCUUAAGAAAUGAGGCCACAUCUGAUUUGCUAUGUGUAGAUGCUCCUGUAGAGUGAAGUACCUAACCCGAUAUGGUAUAUUAUUUUGUAGUAUCUCAAAGUUUGUAAAUAAAUACCCUUAUUUUUAUAUGGAAAUUUUAUAGAAGAGCUAUUUCUGUAUACAUAAUUAUUCCUGGGUUUUCUGAAAUUGCUUCAGCUAGGCAACCAACAAGUCCUAAGCAUCUUGAACCCCCCAAGCAUCACCUGCAGCGGAACUGACCGAGGGGUUGCACAAUGUUGCCUUCCCAGGACCCACUGGCCGCAGUCUCCGAGGUGGGCCUAGGAAGUGAUAUUUUUAAUAAGCUGACUGAUGUUUCUGUCAUUUCAAGUGUGAUUACUUUCUCCAUCCUGUAAGAUUAAAAGAAGAAACUUACACUCUAAAUGAGUAUAAGUUGCGCUUGAGAAAAAAAUGUAUCAGACUGUUUUAUGAUUUGAGAUGUAUUAUAGAAAAUAAAUAAUUUAAAAUAA